Staurois parvus is the source of this 260-nucleotide messenger RNA. Lineage: Eukaryota; Metazoa; Chordata; Amphibia; Anura; Ranidae. The record is from the annotation of a GenBank genome assembly.
UAGGGUCACUUCCCUGGCACAUGGGGUACCUUUGCUUGUGCCAAAACCAUCAAUGCCCCAGGAUAAGGCUGAGACCACUUUCAGGGAAUGCUCAACCCUAAGGAGGACCCAGGGGCGGACUGACCAUUUGGAAACCCGGGCACUGCCCGAGGGCCCGGGAUACCCCUGGUAACUUUUUCUUAGGCUUUUUUGAGUUUGGGCAAGGACACAGGGGCCCCAUGAUCCCCUAUUGCGGGGGGGGGGUCAGUAGUGGACCCCAU